GCGCGCGGGGCGCACGGGCACGCGCAGGGAAAGGAGUGGGACUGGGAGCAGCUGUGGCAAAUGUUCCAACACUGCACUAAUCUCGAAAGAAAGGAGAAACUUUGGCAGAAGGAACGGCCCUAACGCGUUCUCCGGUUGGAAAUGAAGACAGAGAGGAGUGUCGGAUACUAGAAGGCAACUGCGGACCGUGUCAGAUAACAGCUCGGGGCCUUUUUUGGAACUCUUUGGAAACAAAAUAACAGCCCACAAAAAAGCCUGGCGCACACACUCACAAUAAAACCACACAUUCCCGUCAAGUGGACUGCUAGCAAGAAGUGGCGUUGCGGCAACACGGGGACUGAUUCCUCUCUUUAUUCUGGCGUUUUUAUUCCACGCUGUUUCAUAUUCUCCUCAUAUUCCCCGUCUAAACUCGAAACUCAGGAAACAAUGAAGACAUAACUCAUCCAGUGUACCGUCAGCUAGCUUUGGCUAGCUAGCUAGCUAUCGUGUGCGGACUAGCCAGUGCUAGCUAGCUAACGGGAGGCGGUGCGGUGUUUACCGAGAAAGUUUUGUGUGACGCUUUAGAGACUAGAAGGACGUUUUGAAUAAGAGGGGAAAAGAAGGAGCAGGCUCUCCUAUUGUGUCGCAUUUUGAUGGACGCCGAGGUGCGGAACGAAGGCAGGAGCACAGUGGCAUCAGACGGUCGAGGCCCCGAAUCGACCCAGUUUCCGUUUUAUGCCAAACCGACUCGAGUGCGGGUGACCGAGCCGUGCCAAGCCGCUGCGCCGAGCUACCGACCGCCGUCCGCCCCGUCCCCUGACGGCCUGAGCAGCGCAAUGAUCUACCCCGUGCAAGGAGAAGAGGUCAGUCGAGCCGGGUCAAGCUCAGGACAAGGGGGAGGCUGCUAUUCCCCGGGCUCAGAGGGACCCGAGAGCCGCACGUCUCCCAGCUCGGCGGCUCCGGACGGGCCUUCAGGUUUCCCGCCGCUUCCGCCUCCGCCGCUGAUUCCCGGUUCCGGAAUGCACGGCAGUGUGGACGAGGGCGACCAACAGGACGGAGCGGAGUACGAGGAAGAGGAGGCAGUGUUUUCCCUCUCCGCACCACCCUCUAACCAAUGGUACCAUGGGAAGCUGGACCGGAACAUUGCAGAGGAGCGGCUGCGCAAAGCCAAGACACCGGGCAGCUACCUGAUCAGGGAGAGUGACCGGAGGCCUGGCUCUUUUGUGCUCUCCUUCCUCAGCAAGACCAAUGUUGUCAACCAUUUCAGGAUCAUUGCCAUGUGUGGGGAUUAUUACAUUGGUGGGAGACGGUUCUCAUCCCUUUCAGACCUCAUUGGUUAUUACAGCUACGUGUCUUGCCUACUGAAAGGUGAAAAGCUGCUAUCACCAGUGGCUCCACCAGAGCCUGUAGAGGACAGGAGAAGAGUGAGAGCCAUCCUUCCAUACACCAAAGUGCCAGAAACAGAUGAAAUCAGUUUCCUCAAAGGAGACAUGUUUAUUGUUCACAAUGAACAUGAAGAUGGCUGGAUGUGGGUGACCAAUGUCCGAACGGAGGAACAGGGCCUUAUAGUGAACGAUCUGGUAGAGGAGGUGGGACGAGAGGUGGAUCCCCAUGAGGGCAAAAUCUGGUACCAUGGGAAAAUCAGCAAACAAGAAGCAUACAAUCUGUUGAUGACAGGAGGCCAGGUGUGCAGCUUUCUGGUGCGGCCAUCAGACAGCACACCGGGAGACUACUCACUCUUCUUCCGCACUAAUGAAAACAUCCGAAGGUUUAAGAUCUGCCCCACCCCCAACAACCAGUACAUGAUGGGUGGCAGGUAUUACAACAGUGUUGAUGAUAUCCUCGAACAUUAUAGAAAAGAGCAGAUUGUGGAAGGCUAUAACCUGAAAGAUCCUGUUCCAAAUCAGCAACAGGAACAAGUUCUCUGCAAUGCCGUCGAUGAGAAUCGAGAAAUUUACAAAACUAUUCGAAGAAAAACAAAAGAUGCGUUCUACAAAAACAUUGUCAAGAAAGGAUACCUCCUGAUUAACAAAGGCAAAGGAAAGCGCUGGAAGAAUCUGUACUUCAUUCUGGAGGGCAAUGAUGCUCAACUCAUCUACUUCGAGAGCGAGAAACGAGCCACCAAACCCAAAGGGCUGAUCGACCUCAGUGUGUCUUCAGUGUACUGUGUGCAUGACAGUCUGUUUGGCAGGCCAAACUGUUUCCAGAUAGUGAUUCAGCACUUUAGUGAAGAGCAGUGCAUUUUCUACUUUGCGGGAGAGACACCUGAGCAGGCCCAGGACUGGAUGAAAUGCCUACAAACCUUCUGCUUUAAUGUAAGGAAGACUUCACAGAUCACUCCCAGCAAGCGUCUACGUCAGGUGAGCAGCUUAGUUCUUUAUGUGGAAGAGGCCCACAAACUUCCUAUCAAACAUUUCACGAAUCCAUACUGCAACAUCUACUUGAACAGCGUGCAUGUAGCCAGGACUCACCCGAGAGAUGGCCAAAACCCAGUCUUCACAGAGGAGUUCAUCUUUGAUGACUUAUCUUGUGAAAUCAAUCGGUUUGAAAUCAGCCUAAGCAACAAAACUAAGAAGAGCAAAGAAAUUGAUAUUUUGUUCAUGCGUUGCCUUCUCAGCCGGAUGCAGAGGGGCCAGAUGAUUGACGAGUGGUUCCCGUUGAGCUCUCAUGUGCCUCUGAAGGGAAUUGAGCCGGGCUCCUUGCGUGUGCGAGCACGCUAUUCCUUGGAGAGAAUCAUGCCAGAGGAAGAGUAUAAUGAGUUCAAAGAUGUGAUUCUACAAAAAGAUUUCCAUGUGAUCUAUGCGCUGGCUCAUGUGUGUGGGCAGGACCGCACUCUGCUGGCCAGCAUCCUCCUCAGGAUCUUCAGACACGAGAAAGCCGAGGCCCCCCUACUCAGGACUCUAAAUGACAGAGAGAUUAACAUGGAGGAUGAAGCCACCACUCUGUUCCGUGCCACCACACUGGCCAGCACGCUCAUGGAGCAGUACAUGAAGGCUACAGCCACACCCUUCGUCCAUCAUGCCCUCAAAGACACCAUUCUUAAGAUUAUGGAGAGCAAGCAGUCCUGCGAGCUGAACCCAUCUAAACUGGAAAAGAAUGAGGAUGUAAAUCUGAAUCUGAACCAUCUGCUCACCAUCCUCUCUGAGCUGGUUGAGAAGAUCUUCAUGGCUGCAGAGAUCUUGCCACCAACUUUGAGGUUUAUUUACGGGUGCCUGCAGAAGUCUGUGCAGCAGAAAUGGCCCACUAACACUACAAUGCGGACCAGAGUUGUAAGUGGUUUUGUCUUCCUGCGAUUGAUCUGCCCUGCUAUUCUCAACCCCAGGAUGUUCAACAUCAUCUCUGAUCCUCCUUCUUCGACUGCAGGCAGAACACUCACUCUUGUGGCCAAGUCAGUCCAGAAUCUAGCGAAUCUGGUGGAGUUUGGUGCUAAGGAGCCCUACAUGGAAGGAGUGAAUCCGUUUAUCAAGAAUAACAAACAACGCAUGAUCAUGUUUCUGGAUGAGUUGGGGAAUGUCCCCGACUUGCCCGAUGCUCCAGAGCACUUUAGGACUGAUCUGACCCGAGACCUCGCUGCCCUGCAUGAGAUCUGCGCCGUUCACUCGGACGAACUCCGUACCUUGAGCAACGAUAGAGGAGCACAGCAGCACGUGUUGAAAAAGCUGCUGGCCAUCACGGAGCUCCUCCAGCAAAAACAGGUGCACUACGCCAAUUCCUUCAUCAUCAGGUAGUUCCACUUCCCGCUCUCUGUAUGUCACUCCAUCUGUCUCCGUCUCCAUGGAGUAGCCCGUGGGAUCCCAGCAUGCUCCACCUUCAUCACCAUGGCAACCUCUAUCCCUGACUAUUUAGCCACUUCCCUUUCCCUUCCUUUUCUACCAUGCCAAGAUAACUAUGCAACCACAGCAGUGAAAAAAAAAAGCCUGGGACCUGAGUCCCACACUGACAACCUUUAAGCUAUUCCCACAGCAACUUCACGUUUGACUGUGCCCCAUAAUAUGGGUACUUUUUUUUUGUUUGUGUUUGCUUUUUCUUCAACCUAAAUGGGUCCCCAGUUGUGACCCAUAAAGCUCAGCAUUGAACAGCCAUUGCCAAAGCGUUUGUUUGUCUGCUUGAUAAGAAAACUCAACUGACACGAGGCUGCAGCGAUAUCUAUAACUGGAUUAUGAGCUAUAAUGCUUUUUAUACUGUAAUUUGUUACUGAUUUACAAGGUCAUGAAUAUGCAAAAUUGUGCUCAAACUAGUGUUCUUUUUUUUUUUUUUUUUCCAUUUACUUAUGAUUGUGGUGUAGACAGGAUUUGUAAAGAGAGUAUGAUUAUUUUAUAUCAGAACAAUAAAUUCUCUUGCUGGAAUCAUGAGUAUAUAAUUUUGCGUUAUCUCCCCCGCUUCUGUGUUGAUAUAUUUUUGAUUUGGUCCACUCUUCCCUGAGAUUAAUCCUAAUCCUAAACCUUGUCCUCAGGGGAAGGAGAAAUAAGAUGUUUACAGCCAUAAAAUUUACAAUAGUACAGACUGUAUGAGGAAUGCAUGCACUUAUUAAAACUUUAUAAAGUACUGACUGAUUCAGACUGGCGUGUGAAGUGAUUAAAUAGAGCGCAAAGGAACCUUCGUUCCUGACCUAUGUUUAAUGUCUGCUUUAUUGUACAUAAUCUACAUCCGUAAACAAAGAGGUACAAAACUUAUUUUAUUUUCAGUUAAUAGAAUAGCAUAACUACAGCAGGCAAAUAAACGCCUAUGUAUUUACAAAAGAGCAUAAAGUAAUGGACAGAAAG
Molecule: messenger RNA, 4742 nt
Organism: Hemibagrus wyckioides
Lineage: Eukaryota; Metazoa; Chordata; Actinopteri; Siluriformes; Bagridae
Gene: rasa1a
Product: RAS p21 protein activator (GTPase activating protein) 1a
Exons: 25
Coding region: 633-3707 (1024 amino acids)
Biological process (GO): regulation of GTPase activity
Molecular function (GO): protein binding
Source: RefSeq, a predicted model, not a curated record